UCCGUUUCAAAGGUACGCCGUGUGUUAACGUAAAUCGCGCUGCCAGGGACAAACAUGAACCCGUCCAGACGGCCAAUAUCCCGCGCAGCGUAACAUCUUCACUCCGUACCCUCUCUCUCUCUGAAUUGGCACUCACAAUCCGCCCACCUUUUCGCUGUACUCCUGUUUUUCUUCCCCCCGGAGAUAGCACGUCUGGAACGCCAUGGAGCUUACUUCUAUUUUCUAGCGCAGUAACAUCUGGAACCAGUCAGGGAGUCUACGGGGAAGGGGGGGCCCGGCCGUCACCCCCCUCUCUCUCUCCCCCCUCUCGCGCUCGCUCCUCGCGUUUCCAGACACAGGCACUGCAGAGAGAAGCGCACGGACUCGCUCAGCCGCUCGGCUCCCUCUCCGCGCUUAGAGACUGGAACGGACUCAAUUCAUAUCUCCUGGAGAAGCACGAUGCUCUUGCAAAUGUUUUUGGACAACAACGAAGGAAUCGGUAAAAAUCUGAAGAUGUAUUUCGUGUGAGAUCUGAUCUGGAAUAUACAAAUAUUUAGGAUUUUUGGGGGGCCGUUAAGAUCUUGAACCUUUUUUUCCUUCCCAGUGCCAGCGCCCGGUUUUCUUGUUGGUUGAGCUGUUGCGUUUCUGAGAUUUCUGGGCAAUUUGAUCCCGUUUUUGAUGAUUACUAACAGCAAGUGGUGCUGGUCUCGUGUUUCGGAGGCAGGGCCCGGAUGUUCCGAGGAUGCACUGGUUCGUUUUCUUAGGUGGUUCCAGCGAAUAUCUCUUUCUGUUGUUUAACUCCAUAAUGGGGAUCAGGUAAUAUUAACUCCGGCGCAAAAGAAGGAAUAUCUCAAGCUUUCCGUUGCUUGUUUUAUUUUAUUUUUUUCUUUGAUUUCUUUUCCUCCUUUGGUUGUUCCCCACUACCCCUCCUCUUUCCCAUCCUCUACCUUCACCUACGGAUAACGCUGGACCACAUCUAUGGUAAAUGAAAGCAAAAACAUGUACUUACCGGAGGACACCCUUGAAAACCAUCAAGGCUCCAACUACUCGAGCGCGGCGUUGCCGGCGGUGACAGCGGCGGUGAGCGAGCGCGAGCAUGGCGGGGUCAGCGGGGUCAGCGGCGUCGGGGUGGCGGUGGGCAGCGCGGUGGUGGGUCUGGCCUCGGAGCACGUGCCCACGCCGGGAGCGGCUCUCAGCUGGCAGGCGGCCAUCGACGCGGCGCGGCAGGCCAAGCUCAUGGGCUCGUCCGGGCCGCCCAUCUCCACCACCGCCAGCUCCACCCAGCGGCGGCGCCAGCACUACGCCAAGCCCAAGAAGCCCACCAGCACGGCCGCCACGCGCCCCCCACGUGCCCUGCUCUGCCUCGCCCUCAAGAACCCCAUACGCAGGGCCUGCAUCAGCAUCGUGGAGUGGAAACCCUUUGAGAUCAUCAUCUUGAUGACUAUCUUUGCAAACUGCGUGGCCUUAGCGGUGUACAUCCCCUUCCCCGAGGACGACUCCAACGCCACCAACUCCAACCUGGAACGGGUGGAAUACCUCUUCCUCAUCAUCUUCACUGUGGAGGCGUUCCUAAAGGUCAUUGCCUAUGGGCUUCUCUGCCACCCAAACGCGUACCUACGCAACGGAUGGAACUUACUGGAUUUCAUCAUUGUGGUCGUAGGGUUGUUUAGUGCAAUCUUAGAGCAGGCCACCAAAGGAGAUGGGGCAACUCCUAUUGGUGGGAAAGCAGCUGGCUUCGAUGUCAAAGCUCUCCGCGCCUUCAGAGUGCUGCGUCCAUUACGGCUGGUGUCAGGAGUGCCCAGUCUCCAGGUGGUGUUGAACUCCAUCAUCAAAGCCAUGGUGCCUCUGCUGCACAUCGCUCUGCUCGUCCUCUUCGUCAUCAUCAUCUACGCCAUCAUCGGCCUCGAGCUCUUCAUGGGCAAGAUGCACCGCACCUGCUUCUACUUCCGGGAUGGACACAAGGGGCCUAUAGCGGAGGAGAAGCCGGCUCCGUGCGCCCCCAGCGACGCCACCCAUGGCAGACACUGCUCGCCGCCCAACAUCACCAAGUGCGAUGGCGGGUGGGAGGGGCCUAACGAGGGCAUCACCAACUUCGACAACUUCGCUUUCGCCAUGCUGACUGUGUUCCAGUGCAUCACCAUGGAGGGGUGGACCGAUGUGCUCUACUGGAUGCAGGAUGCGAUGGGCUAUGAGCUUCCCUGGGUCUACUUUGUCAGUCUGGUCAUCUUUGGAUCCUUCUUUGUUCUCAAUCUGGUUCUGGGAGUCUUGAGCGGAGAGUUCUCUAAGGAGAGAGAGAAGGCGAAAGCUCGUGGAGACUUCCAGAAGCUUCGGGAGAAGCAACAACUGGAAGAGGACCUGAAGGGCUACCUGGACUGGAUCACGCAGGCCGAGGACAUCGACCCCGAGAACGAGGAAGAGGGCUUGGAUGAGGAAAAACCCCGCAACCUGAGCAUGCCAGCAGGUGAGAGUGAGUCGGUGAACACAGAGAGCGCCCCCGCAGGUGACAUGGAGGGAGAGACCUGCUGCACACGACUGGCAAAUAGGAUCUCCAAAUCCAAGUUCAGUCGAUACUCGCGGCGCUGGAACAGGCUGUGUAGGAGGAAGUGUCGUGCAGCGGUCAAGUCCAACGUCUUCUACUGGCUGGUCAUUUUCCUGGUCUUUCUUAACACACUCACCAUCGCCUCUGAACACCACAAACAGCCUGACUGGCUUACAGAGGUGCAAGACAUAGCGAAUAAGGUGCUGCUGGCGCUGUUCACGGUGGAGAUGCUGACUAAGAUGUACAGCCUGGGGCUGCAGGCCUACUUUGUGUCGCUGUUCAACCGCUUCGACAGCUUUGUGGUGUGUGGCGGCAUCCUGGAGACCAUCCUCGUGGAGACCAAGAUCAUGUCCCCGCUCGGCAUCUCCGUGCUGCGCUGCGUUCGCCUGCUCCGCAUCUUCAAAAUCACCAGGUACUGGAACUCUCUGAGCAACCUGGUGGCGUCGCUGCUGAACUCGGUGCGUUCCAUCGCCUCGCUGUUGCUGCUCCUCUUCCUCUUCAUCAUCAUCUUCUCGCUCCUCGGCAUGCAGCUCUUCGGCGGCAAGUUCAACUUUGACGUGACGCGGCGCAGCACCUUCGACAACUUCCCCCAAUCCCUGCUCACCGUCUUCCAGAUUCUGACAGGAGAGGACUGGAACUCGGUGAUGUAUGACGGGAUCAUGGCGUACGGAGGGCCGUCUUUCCCAGGAAUGCUUGUGUGCAUCUACUUCAUAAUCCUGUUCAUCUGCGGAAACUAUAUCCUGCUGAAUGUCUUCUUGGCCAUUGCUGUGGACAACCUGGCCGAUGCUGAGAGCCUGACAUCAGCCCAGAAGGAGGAGGAGGAGGAGAAGGAGAGGAAGAAGCUGGCCAGGACGGCAAGCCCAGAGAAGAGACAGGACAAUGAGAAACCCCCUCUGGAGGAGGAGAGGAAGGAGGAGAAGAUCGAACUCAAGUCCAUCACCUCAGACGGGGGUACACCUACUGCUACUAAGAUUCAUAUCGAUGAGUACCAGGGCGAUGAGAACGAGGAGAAGAACCCGUACCCUGCCAAUGAUCUCACAGGUACCGAUGUACCAGUGCUGAAACGGGAGGACGAUGAUGAGCCAGAGAUGCCGGUUGGCCCGAGACCUCGUCCACUCUCCGACGUCCAGCUCAAGGAGAAGGCCGUGCCCAUACCUGAAGCCAAAGCCUUCUUCAUCUUCAGCCACACCAACAAAUUCAGGGUUCUGUGCCAUAAGAUUGUGAACCACAACAUCUUCACCAACCUCAUCCUCUUCUUCAUCCUGCUCAGCAGCAUCUCUUUGGCUGCUGAGGACCCCGUCAUGACUGACUCCUUCAGGAACCAGAUAUUAGGCUAUGCAGAUUAUGUCUUCACAGGCCUCUUCACUAUUGAGAUCAUUUUAAAGAUGACUGCAUAUGGAGCCUUCAUUCAUAAGGGCUCGUUCUGUCGUAACUAUUUUAACAUCCUGGACUUGGUGGUGGUCAGUGUGUCCCUCAUCUCUUCUGGGAUUCAGUCAAGUGCCAUCAAUGUGGUGAAGAUUUUGAGAGUGCUGAGAGUGCUGAGGCCCCUGAGGGCCAUCAACAGAGCCAAGGGUCUCAAACACGUGGUCCAGUGUGUGUUUGUAGCGAUCCGCACCAUCGGGAACAUUGUGAUUGUUACCUCUCUGCUGCAGUUCAUGUUCGCCUGCAUAGGAGUACAGCUCUUCAAGGGCAAGUUCUACACCUGCACAGACUCCUCUAAGCAAACGCAGGCAGAUUGCAGGGGCUCCUAUAUCCUGUAUCGGGACGGUAACGUGGGGAAGCCGGAGAGGGCACGGCGUGUGUGGGAGAACAGUGAGUUCAACUUUGACAACGUGCUGCAGGGCAUGAUGGCUCUCUUCGCUGUCUCCACCUUUGAAGGAUGGCCAGAGCUCCUGUACCGGGCCAUUGACUCACACACGGAGGACGUGGGUCCGAUCCACAACUACCGUGUGGUCAUCUCCAUUUUCUUCAUCAUCUACAUCAUCAUCAUCGCCUUUUUCAUGAUGAACAUCUUCGUGGGUUUCGUCAUCGUCACCUUCCAGGAGCAGGGCGAGCAGGAGUACAAGAACUGUGAGCUGGACAAGAAUCAGCGCCAGUGUGUGGAAUACGCUCUGAAGGCUCGUCCGCUGCGCCGAUACAUCCCCAAAAACCCCUACCAGUACAAGGUCUGGUAUGUGGUCAACUCCACCUACUUUGAAUACCUGAUGUUCACCCUCAUCCUCCUCAACACCAUCUGCCUGGCCAUGCAGCAUCAUGGCCAGUCGACAUCUUUCAACCACGCCAUGAACAUUCUAAACAUGGUCUUCACUGGGCUCUUCACUGUAGAGAUGAUCCUCAAACUCAUCGCCUUCAAACCUCGGCAUUAUUUUGUUGAUGCAUGGAACACGUUUGACGCCCUCAUAGUUGUGGGUAGCGUUGUUGACAUAGCUAUCACUGAGGCUAACGGACUCCAAAACUCUGAAGAUAACGCCAGGAUCUCCAUCACCUUCUUCCGGCUCUUCCGUGUCAUGAGGCUGGUAAAGCUGCUGAGUCGAGGAGAGGGGAUUCGGACCCUGCUGUGGACCUUCAUCAAGUCCUUCCAAGCCCUUCCCUAUGUAGCUCUGCUUAUAGUGAUGCUGUUCUUCAUCUAUGCCGUCAUUGGGAUGCAGAUGUUUGGUAAGAUAGCACUGAGGGACCACACCCAGAUCAACCGCAACAACAACUUCCAGACCUUCCCGCAGGCCGUACUCCUGCUCUUCAGGUGUGCAACAGGGGAGGCGUGGCAGGAGAUCAUGCUGGCGUGCACCCCCGACAAGCCGUGUGAGAGGGGCUCGGAGGGCAGCCUCAACGGCACCGACGGCCUCGACGGCUCGGGCCCCAACGGCACCGACUGCGGCAGCCAGUUCGCCAUCAUCUACUUCGUCAGCUUCUACAUGCUCUGUGCCUUCCUGAUCAUCAACCUGUUUGUAGCUGUCAUCAUGGACAACUUUGAUUAUCUGACCCGUGAUUGGUCAAUCCUCGGGCCGCAUCACCUGGACGAGUUCAAGAGGAUCUGGGCGGAGUAUGACCCCGAGGCCAAGGGUCGGAUAAAGCACCUGGACGUGGUGACCCUCUUGCGGCGGAUCCAGCCCCCUCUGGGGUUUGGGAAGCUUUGCCCUCACAGAGUGGCUUGCAAGCGCUUGGUGUCCAUGAACAUGCCCCUCAACAGCGACGGCACCGUCAUGUUCAACGCCACCCUCUUCGCCCUGGUGCGCACCGCGCUACGCAUCAAGACAGACGGUAACCUGGAGCAGGCUAACGAGGAGCUGCGUGCCAUCGUAAAGAAGAUCUGGAAGAGGACCAGCAUGAAGCUGCUGGAUCAGGUUGUGCCUCCAGCCGGAGAUGAUGAAGUGACGGUGGGGAAGUUCUACGCCACCUUCCUGAUCCAGGAAUACUUCCGCAAGUUCAAGAAGAGGAAGGAGCAGGGCCUGGUGGCCAAGGUGCCCCCCAAAACAGCACUCUCUCUGCAGGCGGGCCUGCGGACGCUGCAUGACAUGGGUCCAGAGAUUCGGCGGGCGAUCUCGGGUGACCUGACGGUGGAAGAGGAGCUGGAGAAGGCCAUGAAGGAGAGUGUGUGUGCUGCGUCCGAGGACGACAUCUUCAGGCGAUCAGGCGGUCUCUUUGGCAACCAUGUGAACUACUACCACCAGGCGGACGGACGCAACACCUUCCCACAAUCCUUUGCCACGCAGCGGCCUCUCCACAUCAGCAAGUCGGGCAGCCCCGGCGAAGCGGAAUCCCCAUCGCACGAGAAGCUGGUGGACUCCACCACCUUCAGGCCCAGCAGCUUCUCCUCGUCCGGCUCCAACGCCAACAUCAACAACGCCAACAACACGGGCAUCGGGCACGCCGGACGCAGCCAGAGCCAGACCUCCAUCAGCACCGUGGACGGCCUCAGCGGGCCGCCCCUCACCCCCAUCCUGCUGCCGCGCUCCGCAUGGUGCUUCCCCCCCAAGAGCUCGGACUCCAGUGACAGCCGCUUGCCAAUCAUCCGUCGGGAGGAGGAGUCCACGGAUGAGACGUAUGACGAGAGAGAUUACUCAGAGCAGGGGAUCCUCUCCUCCGACAUGCUGCAGUUUCAGGAUGAGGAGAGUAAGCAGUUGUCUCCCAUGGAGGAAGGGGAUGAUGGGGAGGAGAGGAGACCCUGGCAAUCUCCUCGGCGAGCCUUCCUGUGUCCCACCACCCUGGGUCGAAGGUCGUCCUUCCACCUGGAGUGCCUGAGGAGACAGACAAGAGGAGACAUCUCUCAGAAGACUGCAUUACCCCUGCACCUGGUCCACCAUCAGGCGUUGGCAGUGGCAGGUCUGAGCCCCCUGCUGCGGCGGAGUCACUCGCCAACGCUCUUCACCCGCCUCUGCUCCACCCCUCCGGCGAGCCCCGGGGGUCCUGGCGUGGGCGAACAGUGCCCCCUGGUGCCCGCUCUGCGGCUGGAGGGCAGCAGCAGCUCCUACGAGAAGCUCAACAGCAGCCUGCCCUCGGUCAACUGCGGGCCGUGGUACAGCGACUCCAACGGCAACGGGGGCCCCCCCCGCGCGCGGCCCCCCAGGCCCGUCUCCCUCACAGUGCCCCCCCUGCUGGGGAGGGAUGACCGCUCACUCUCACAUGGCAGCGCUGGGAGUCUGGUGGAGGCAGUGCUGAUCUCAGAGGGACUCGGGCGGUUUGCUCAGGACCCGUCGUUCAUCGAGGUGACCAAGCACGAGCUGGCGGACGCCUGCGACAUGACCAUCGAGGAGAUGGAGAGUGCGGCGGACAACAUCCUCAACGGCAACGCACAGCCCAGCGCCAACGGCAACCUGCUGUCCUUCAUCCACUGCAGGGACGCGGCUGAGCCGGCCAGCCCAGCCGAGAGCCCUGACGCUGGGGAGCAGCAGGAGCUGCUGGGGGGCAGCAGCCUGGAGGACCAGGAGGACCAGGAGGACGAGCUGGGGCCGGGGCUGGGGCUGGCCGAGGGGGGGCAGCAGAACAGCGCCGCCCUGCUGGACGACGAGGACAUGGAGUGUGUGACCAGCUUGUAGGGACGGAGCGCACGCACGCAAGCGAGCGAGCGUGUGUGUGUGUGUGUGUGUGUGGGGGGGAGAGACACUGGCCUAUGAUGUGGGAGACGGAGUGUGUUUCUGGGUCCGCUGGGGUCAGCCACCCCCUCGACCCCCCCCCCCUCACCCCACUCCACCUCGCAAUCUUCCUUUUUCUGAUAGGCUGGACCCAACUCUGGCGGCCAAUAGGAUGAACUCUUAGUUGAAACAAAGACAAAUGAUACAUAUUUAUUUUAGGAUUACUAUGCCAACAGGAAGGUAUUGAAAAUGUGGAGUUUCGUUUUUCUCUUGCAAGUAUGUCUGUGUGAGGAUAUGUCUAUGCGCGUGUGUGUGUUUGUGUGGAGGGUGUGUGUGUGUGUGUGUGUGUGUGUGUGUCUCUGAAGUGCCUCACUGUUCUUAUUCCCUGCAGAUGAUUGAUGUUGGGAUUAGGGAAGCAAAAAAGAAACAGUCCCUGCCCACUCCCACAGGGGAAGAGUGGAAAGAAGUGAGUUUGUGUGUGUGUGUGUGUGUGUGUGUGUGUGUGUGUGUGUGAGUGUGUGUGUGAAUUAGCUGUAGUGGCCGCUUGGAGCUCCGUAUGUGCUGGUCAGUCCACAUGUAUGAAGAUUGCCGGGGUAAGCAGGAGGCUUUGCUCAGUGUGUUCCACCAGGGGGCGCCAGCGCUACACCGCUCUGCACCACCAGGGGGCGCCAGCGCUACACCGCUCUGCUCCACCAGGGGGCGCCAGCGCUACACCGCUCUGCUCCACCAGGGGGCUCUGCACCACCAGGGGGCGCCAGCGCUACACCGCUCUGCACCACCAGGGGGCGCCAGCGCUACACCGCUCUGCUCCACCAGGGGGCGCCAGCGCUACACCGCUCUGCACCACCAGGGGGCUCUGCUCCACCAGGGGGCGCCAGCGCUACACCGCUCUGCUCCACCAGGGGGCCAGACCACUGCACUCCUCCACUCAGGAGGAACUCAGGGGGUGCAUCCAGUCGGACCGAAUCGGACUGGACCUUGGACCUCGGUUCUGACCCUGAGACGGACUCAGACAGCCGUGGCGCAUUGACUCCUCCAGGACGCUGCAACCCCCCCCCCCCUCUUCUCGCUGGCCCCACCCGUCUCCACCCUGACCCACUCUUCCGCCUCUCUGCUGAUGUCAUUUCCUGCCUUUAUCCUGCUGCCCUUGGAUCACUCAGCUCCCACAGGAAGACAUCUAGGGUCUCCUCGGGCCUCCCUCUUCCUCCUCCUCCUCUUCCUCUGCGUUUGCACAGCGCUGGGUGCUGCAGCUCAGUCUGGACUUCGCCUCUGGUUUGCUUUCCUGUUUAUGUUUUCAUUUGGUUAGUUUAGCUUUUAGUUUAGUUCCUGUUUAUGUUUUUGUUUGUCGUUGCUUUGACCAGUUCGGGAGGAGGACGAGCUAAAGUGUCCCCUGCUGUGGUCAUCACAUGUAGAGACUGUAUUUCACAUUGAGACUCCUGUGUCAGAUUGUACUUAUUUAUUUAUUUAUUUCUUCCUGACACAAAAUGUGUGUGUGUGUGUGUGUGUGUGUGUGUGGCAUGGGUGAAUCCCACGCACCAGCCAGUUACCUGAGGUAGCAGAGAAGUGGCGUCACACACAACCCAGGUGUGUGAUGUGACGUGACUCGUGUCGCUGACAGGCUUCCUUCCUUCGGCUUCUCACCUGAUUGCUGAUUGCUGCUCUCAUCCUCUUGAUUGUUGUUCAGAAUAGUGAACUACUGAGAUUCCAUGUGUGUGUGUGUGUGUGUGUGUGUGUGUGUGUGUGUUGAUGUUCUGAUGUGCGCUGUGACUCUCCAGCCAUUCCCAUGUAGUCGUCAUGGUAACACUAAUGCAGCCUCAUGUUGAGGUGUUGCUAAGGUAGCACCACGCCCAUCCUGCUAUGGCUCCGCCCUCCGGAAGUCCACCAGGACGCGGCUACACCACAUGAAACAAUGCAUUCUGGGAAAGACUUUAGGGGCAACCAUUUAUUUAGAGAACGUUAUUCAGGGACAUGAGAGGGGGCAGGCUAGUGCCACUGUGGGUUUAGCUUGGGGCAGUUAGGAGACACUUUCUAAUGUAGUUCACAGGGCUAAUGACCACAUUAUUACAGAAUAAAUUAUUAAUAUUGUUAUUAUUAUUAUAAUCACUCUGUUCAUAAUUCUAAUUAUAGUUUUACAUGGGGUGCCAGGUUCCUUUGCCUAUCCCUGCAUGCAUGUAUAUGCCACACAGCCACACACGACCACACACUACCAUAGCCUCAGAAAGAUUUCCUGAUCUAUUAUGCAAAUAUGGUGUUCCAGUGUCUAACUAGCAGUGUCGUUGUUGUGUGAUAACAGCACCACGUGGUUAAGACUGAGAUUUACCCGCCUGUUGGCAGUGCACCAGACGCACGUUAUCUUUGAAAACGUUUCCCUGGUCACCAGGAAGUCAUGUGUUUCUGUUUUGAAAACGUUUCCCUGGUCACCAGGAAGUCAUGUGUUUCUGUUUUGAAAACGUUUCACUGGUCACCAGGAAGUCAUGUGUUUCUGUUUUUUUUUCUGUGGUGACCACUGCAGUGUAAGCCUUCCCCUGAGCAGGAUCUAGAAACAUAUACCUGACAGAGAUCCUGACAGACACACACACCUGAUCUGGAGUCAUACACCUGAGAGAGAUCUUAACACACACACCUGAUCUGGAGUCAUACACCUGAGAGAGAUCUAAGCACACACACCUGAUCUGGAGUCUUACACCUGAGAGAGAUCUUAACACACACGCCUGAUCUGGAGUCAUACACCUGAGAGAGAUCUUAACACACACACCUGAGCUGGAUCUAGAGACAGACCUGAGAGAGAUCUAAGCACACACACCUGAUCUGGAGUCAUACACCUGAGAGAGAUCUAAACACACACCCCUGAUUUGGACACACACCCCUGAUCUAAACACACCCCCCUUAUCUAAACACACACCGCUGAUUUGGAGACACACGCACCACUGAUUUGGAGAGCCAGGCAGCACCUGCCGGGAGGGAAGGUUUCCACUGCGGUGCGAGUGCGCCCCCUGGAGGCUGCAGUGACGGCAUGUAGCUUCUGUUCCCUGCGUGUGCUGAUCCCCUUUGGUUGGUCCACUCCACUGUUAUGCUGUGUUUUUUUGCCAAGCUGAACAUACCUGGCACGAGUGUGUGUGGGUGUGUGGGUGGAUGAGAGUAUGUGUGGGUGUUUGUUUGCAUGGGCAUGUGUGUGAGGAAAGUGCGUUAAUCGGUGUGUGUGUGUGUGUGUGUGUGUGUGUGUGUGUAUGUGUGUGUGUGUGUGUUUGGUUCAGCACGUGCAGGGUUUCCUUUGUGAGUGAGUGGGUGUAUACCUGCAUACCACAAGAUAUGCAAAAACAAUGCAAUAACAACUAUGACUGUAAACAGAAUCAUGAAGAAUUAUAGCUGUUAAAAGUAUUGUUCAAAGAGAAAAAGUAUCAGAGAUAAUAUAUUCAGAAGUAUUAGUAUCGUAAUUGUUAUACUUGAAUUCAGGUGCAUUCAGUAUUUAAAGUAUAUAUCAUUGUGCCAGGCCAUUUAGACGCCAUAUAUUUGCUCUUGUUAAAGACCACUAGUUAUUUCUAUUCCGUUGGGGUUAAUAGUUGUACAUUCUUGCAUGGGAUUCAUUUGAUCACGUCAGUUUUGAUGUUCUGUUGAUUUCUCUCUCUCUCUGCUUUUCUUUACUUCAUUUCUCCAGGCGAGGGAGGAAUGUGUACUGAGAUUGAGGAUAGUCGUUUUAUUUUUUUAAUACCAGUUGUAAAUAGUAAUUGAGAUAUGUAAGUAUUACAGCUGUUUGGCAGGUUGCUGGUGGUGUUGAAAUGAUUUUGCAUAUCUUGUGCACAUUUAGCUCCGAGAUGGCAGCACGCUUCUUUGAAACGUUUUAAAAAACGUUCUGACCAAUCAGAUAUUUUCUUUUCACAUUUUGACCAAUCAGAUAUUUUCUUUUCACAUUUUGACCAAUCAGAUAUUUUCUUUUCUCAUUUUGACCAAUCAGAUAUUUGUAUUUCCCCUUCCGCUCCCUUUACACUCAGAGGGUUAUACUGAGCAUAUGAAGUUCUCAUUUAUUUUUUGAGAAAAAAAUAGAUUAACAGUUCUAUCAGAUUCACACCACACACACACACACACACACACACACACACACACACACUCAAUCACCUUUCAUUGUUUUAUAACGUGUUGAUUCUUACUGUGUAGGUAUUUGUUGAGAGGGAGCAGGUUGCCAUUGAGCCACAUGUCCCCUGCUGUGUGAUUAGCCAGCAUCUGACCAGAUGAUCCGUCCCCUAUAGCGUUUUAUGCAGGCAUCUGCCUGGGCCUACUAUGAUCCGUCCCCUAUAGCGUUUUAUGCAGGCAUCUGCCUGGGCCUACUAUGAUCCGUCCCCUAUAGCGUUUUAUGCAGGCAUCUGCCUGGGCCUACUAUGAUCCGUCCCCUAUAGCGUUUUAUGCAGGCAUCUGCCUGGGCCUACUAUGAUCCGUCCCCUAUAGCGUUUUACGCAGGCAUCCGCCUAGGCCUACUAAAGCCCUGCCACCACCACAGUGACAAUCUGGGAAGGCAUCUGUUGGUUUGAGAUUCAGCACGGGAAGAGUGUAUUCUGUACAGGGACGCAUGGGGUUUCCUGUCUUGGGGAGGUUCUUGUGAGCGGUCCAGUCAGAGACCCAAAGGAUCACCUGCACGUCCCCAUGGAGACAGUCAACUAACUAGUGACUGCAUAUUUUUAUACCAUACACAUACACACACACACACACACACACACAUAUAUAUAUAUAUAUAUAUAUAUAUAUAUAUAUAUAUAUAUAUAUAUAUAUCUAUAUAUAUAUAUAUAUCCCUAUAUAAGUCUAGAGUGUAUACUGAAUGUCAGGGUAAGGUUGGUGUCUCUUUAGAAUGUGUAUAGUAUUUUGUACAGAUAGAAGUUGAAAUGUUAUCUGUCAUUCCAUAGGGCUCGUGAAGGAUGGGUAGCCGGCUGCUGCUGGUCAGGCGAUUGGACAAAGAGGGACGAGGUGCAGGAGCUAUGAGGCGGAGAUGAAAAGCUUUUAUUUGUCCUGACCCAAAAAGGCUUUUUUUUUUAAAUGUUGAGAAAUGUCAGAACAGUGUUCCUGAGUGAAGGAGGCAUGUGGGUGGGCUCAGUGUAGGAUGGGGAGGGAGUUGCUACCAGUGAUGCUCAGGCAGGCUCCAUGUUUAAUACUUUGAUACCUUUUGCUGUUCUGUUGUACUGCACUUCCACACAUCAGAAUCUGCACCAAAAACAGACGAGAGGGGUGGGGUGGGGGGGAGGUGGGGUGCUGACGGUAGCCCUUUCUGGGUCCAUUUUGUCUUUAAUAUGGAGAGGAACAGGAUGCCUAGUUGACCAAUGGAUGUUAGCCUUGUACAAGGUCUCAGUCAGUCCAGGAGGAUUGUGAUCCAUUUGGUCUUUACUUAUGAUCCAGGGUUGAGGAUUGUUGAGAAAUAGCCUACAUAUUUUAUGGAAAGUAUUUUAAAAGUAGAUUUUAUUUUUGUCCAGGUGGGCAUCACCUCCCUGUCUUGAAAACAAAGCUUUCUAGUGUUUCACUCACCAGUAUAACAAGAUGGCAAAGAUGGAGUUGUAUGAAUAAAUUACAUAUAUUUUAUAAUCAUAUUAUUAUAUAUGCAAAUAUAUAAAUAUAUAUUUACCAUAGAGGGAGAAACUUAUAUCUUUAAGAAUGAAAUAGUAGCAGGGCAGAUCGAUCUGACUUUGCCUUUUAAACCCCUGAAUGGUUGGUGUUGGAAAGAUGAUAUUUUAGCUACUUUAUGCCAACCUCAUUACUGCAUGCUGUGUUUAACUCCUUUUCAAGCGUUGACAUCUGAAGAUUUCCCUACUGUAGCCUAGUUUAAUUUAGCAUAGCCUUCCAUAGCAUAGCCCAGGCCCCAGGUCAUGGUUUAAAUUAGCCUUGGUGAGCUUCACCUAGUUUAGCAUAGCCUUGCCUAGCUGAACCCAAACCCCAACCCACAGUUUAGGUUAGCCUUGGUUAGCUUUAUUCAUCUUACCAUAGCCUUGCCUAGCAUAACCCAGGCCCCGCUCAUAGUUUAAGUUAGCCUUGGUUAGCUUUUACUAGGUUAGCUUGUCUUAACCUAUUUUUGCUGCUUGUCUGGGUUUAUGAUCCUCUGUGGGUGUCCAUGUGCAUCUACAAGAGGAACUGUAGUGAUGCAGUUUUAGCAUAACAGAUGGGCAAUAGCCAGGUGUGGCUAUCUUAGUUGUGCUUUGCCCUUCCCUUUGACCUUUGAGACUUGAUUGACAGGAGCUGUUACUGCCACUGCGCUACCUGCCCACACACACACACACACACACACACAAAUGUUAAAGUGUAGCAUUGAGAGCCUUCUGUUAAUGACUGUUAAUUUACAAUGUUUAAAGAAUCAUAACUACUGCAAUCAUUCCCAUAUUAUUAUUAUUAUUAUUAUUAUUAUUAUUAUUAUUAGGCAAGUUUCUAGAAAUGCAAUAAUGAACAUUUUCAGACUGCAUUGUAUGUGCACUUCUGCACAGACCAAAUGUCAUAUGAAUCCCCUUGCAUCCACACACUCACACACACACAUACACACACACACACACACUUACAUGCAUUCACAUACACAUUGCCCUUGAAAGGGUCCCAACACUAGUACCUCAGCAGUAACGUAGUGACCACUCUUAACAGCCAAAAGGACAUGAGUGAGGAAUAGUCUUUAUUAGCCUUUGACAUGAAUGAGGAAUAGUCUUUAUUAGCCUUUGACUUGAGGAGGAAUAGUCUUUAUUAGCCAUUGACAUGAGGAGGAAUAGUCUUUAUCAGCCUUUGAUGCCUGGGGGCUGGGUUCUCUGUGGAUGACCCAGGCUGGAUCAGUCAAGUUCAGAUCAAGAUGCUGUUGUUGUUUUUUCAUGCACUGGUUUGAAUAUCUGAGAAGGAGUUCUUUGGGCCUUAUUGAUUAGAGUCUUGUUGAUGGGCACUGGUUUGAGUUCUUUGGGCUCAUAGCAGCCUUGUUGUUGUUUGUCUUCUGUCUGGACUGUAAAUAGAUUAGCGCUCUCAACAUAACCCUGUCAGAUCAUCUUGUUUUGACUGAAUAAUAUCAACAUGUAGUUUUUCACACAUAAACUUGAUACAGUACGUAGACAUAACUUAAUGCAGUCAAAGCGUCACGAUGACCUGCCUGGUUUAUGUUGAGUAUGCUAACGUGUUCCUGCAGUGUAGAGUUGUGCAGGUGAUGGAUGGAUUGGUGGAGUUGUACUCCGGAUCAUGGGCUGACCUAGUUCUGAGAAAGGGUUAGGCUUAGUUGCUCUCUUGCAACAUCAGUAGGGAAGAUGGUUCUGUUGGGACCAGCAGAAGAAAAGGUGGUUCCAUUGGUUCUGUUGGGCCUAGCAGUAGAGAAGGUGGUUCUGUUGGUUCUGGUGGUUCUAGCAGGAGGGAAGGUGGUUCUGUUGGGCCUAGCGGUUGGAAAGGCGGUUCCGUUGGUGGAUUAUGGCUGCUCUGUGUUGUAAGGCAGGUCAUGAGGUUUACCUCUGAUGAUUUGCGGAGCGAUGCACGUUUCCUUGUGAGCCCUAGCUCACUGUCACUGCAAUGCCAUAUUGAGACAACUUGCACACACUACACACUUCACACACACACUUCAGCACCCCACCAAUUAGUUUAGAAUGUACAUAGAGAUAUGAAGGGAGAAUCUAACAUAUUUUAGUUAGCCAUUCUCUCUUUUUUUCCAAGGAGAAAUAUAACUUGCUGUGUGUCCUACGAUCUGCCCACAGCCAGGGGGCAGUGUAGAGCCGCACGUUUGACAUGCACACACUGACGCUGAUUUAGGCUGUCGCUAUGGAAACCUACCCCUGUGAGAUUAACGCUGACGACUUGCUCAGUCACUGACCUGUUUCCACGGAGGUCCCUGCAGCACGGUGACCUCUCAACUCUGACCCCCGACCUCUGACCCGGUCGCACACUCCUCUCGUGGGCGCCUCUGCAUGAUGUGCGCUGGACUUUUCCAAACACGGUCUGGGGAUGUUUUGGGGGUUUCUUCUUUUGGUUUGUUUUCAUUCUUUCAUUAAGAUUUUAAAAAGGGAAAGAAAUAAUAAUAAAGGAAUCAAAGUAUUCAAUCACUUUUCUACUCCUAUUUUCAAAAAAAAAGUGAAAUUGAAAAAAAAAUGUAAAGACAAAGUUGAAUUUGUAAAUACGUUCUGUACAGGUUGGGUCUGUACGCGUAAGUCUGUCCUUGGUGGCAGAGUCUGUCUUGCUUAUAACGCACGCUACCAAUAAAUAAAAAAGGAAAAAACUCUUAUUUAGGCUGUAUGGUCCUUGAAAGCAAGUUUUAAACUUAAUCUAUGAUGUAUAUUCCUGUAACAUUGCAUUUUUAUCUGAGGAAUGAUGUUAUUAAAAAAUAUUGCAAAUAAAUUGAAUUUCCUAGA
This is a messenger RNA of Alosa sapidissima (American shad), 15917 nucleotides long. It is a transcript of the gene cacna1c, whose product is annotated as calcium channel, voltage-dependent, L type, alpha 1C subunit. Gene Ontology annotation, molecular function: high voltage-gated calcium channel activity. NCBI's taxonomy places the organism in Eukaryota, Metazoa, Chordata, Actinopteri, Clupeiformes, Clupeidae. The record is from RefSeq and is a predicted model, not a curated record. The transcript has 46 exons. Gene Ontology annotation, biological process: calcium ion import across plasma membrane. Bases 958 to 7551 code for a protein of 2197 amino acids. Gene Ontology annotation, cellular component: membrane; voltage-gated calcium channel complex.